AUGGUUAGUGAUUAUAAGCUUGUCGUUGUUGGAGGUGGUGGUGUCGGUAAAUCCGCAUUGACUAUCCAAUUCUUCCAAUCCCAUUUCGUUGACGAAUAUGAUCCAACAAUUGAAGACUCAUAUACAAAGAAUUGUGUUAUUGAUAAGGAACAAGUCAAGUUGGAUGUAUUAGAUACUGCUGGUCAAGAAGAGUAUAGUGCCAUGCGAGAACAAUACAUGAGAACUGGCCAAGGUUUCUUAAUGGUAUAUUCAAUCAACUCCAGAAAUUCGUUAGAAGAAUUGCAAAGUUUUUAUGUUCAAAUCCAAAGAGUAAAAGAUAGUGACCAUGUUCCAGUUGUCGUUGUUGGUAACAAGUGCGAUUUGGAAAGUGAGAGACAAGUUAGUUACGAUGAAGGGUUGGCAUUGGCCAAACUGUUUGGUGCCAUAUUCUUAGAAACAUCAGCCAAGCAGAACAUUAAUGUUGAAGAAUCAUUUUACGGUUUGGUAAGAACCAUCAAAAAUUUUGCUUUGGCAGAACAAGAAGUACUAGAUCCUCAAAAUAAUGGCACUCAACUUAAUGGUGGUGUUGUUCCUGGUAAUUCUGCACAUUCGAUACAAAAUGACGUUAACAAGCCCAAUACAUUGACUCAAUCAAUUAAAGAGUCUGCCGACACUAAGGAAUCCGUUGAAGAAACAAACAACGCGUCAUACAACAAUCAGCAACCCUCUGGGGCUCGCCAACAAGGUUCUCAAAAUAAUGACACACAAAAGGCAUCAACUACAGCUGGUUCUGGAGGAAGAUCAAAUCAAUACAGCUCAGGCGCUCAAGUUUCAAAGGAUAAGGGUGGAUGUUGUGUAAUUGUUUAA
Molecule: messenger RNA, 846 nt
Organism: Lizanozyma spartinae
Lineage: Eukaryota; Fungi; Ascomycota; Pichiomycetes; Serinales; Debaryomycetaceae
Gene: RAS1
Product: Ras family GTPase
Exons: 1
Coding region: 1-846 (281 amino acids)
Biological process (GO): signal transduction
Cellular component (GO): plasma membrane
Molecular function (GO): GTP binding; GTPase activity; GDP binding
Source: RefSeq, a predicted model, not a curated record